Molecule: messenger RNA, 529 nt
Organism: Racocetra persica
Lineage: Eukaryota; Fungi; Glomeromycota; Glomeromycetes; Diversisporales; Gigasporaceae
Source: the annotation of a GenBank genome assembly
AUGGGUAAAGAAAAUUUUAAAAAGCUUUAUAAACGUAUUAAAGAUGAAUUAGGAAAUAUCACUUGCAAAAUUUCAGGCUUUAGUGAUGAAUUUGACGAAGAUAAUAAUUAUGCUGGUAUGAUUGUCUAUGCGAUUGAUGGAGAAUUUACAUGGGAGAAUACAGGCGGCUUAGCAUCAGGAUAUAGAGGAAAAAGCUUUUAUAUCAUCAUACAAUGUACUGAUAACUGGCCACUAGAAGUCCUUCGCGAUGUCGGGAAUGGUCGUGUUCAUCACUACCUUAUUAAAAAUACAUUUGGAUUUGAUUACGAUCAAGACGUUAUUUGUUGUGGAGGAUUUUCAUUUCAUGAAAAACAAUUAAAACAUAGUAGUAUUUGGUUAAAUGGAAGAGGCCAAAUUGGUUGCGAAAGUGAUGGAUCAAAGUACCUAAGUCGUCCUGAAAAAACUUUAGUAAAAUAUUGUUUCAGACAAUAUAAGAAACAUGGCGUACAUAGUGGACCAGAUUUAAAUUGGGAUUGGAGUGAUAGAUUUU